CCCGCGGCCGACGAACUUCGUAAAGCGACAAACUUCUAACCCGACAAUCGAGGACCACCCCGCCCGGCAACCACUUCAAGAUGGUCCGCUACGCUGCUCAGGAGAUUUCGCCCGCUAAGAGCGCCCGCGCCCGGGGCUCUUACCUGCGUGUCAGCUUCAAGAACACCCGCGAGACCGCCCAGGCCAUCAACGGCAUGAAGCUGCAGCGCGCCCUUGCCUUCCUCGACAACGUCUCCAACAAGCUCGAGGCUGUCCCCUUCCGCCGGUUUGCUGGCAGCACCGGUCGCUGUGCCCAGGGCAAGCAGUUCGGUGUUAGCAAGGCCCGCUGGCCCGAGAAGUCCGCCAAGUUCCUCGUCGACCUCCUGAAGAACGCCGAGGCCAACGCCGACACCAAGGGUCUCGACACCGGCAACCUGGUCGUCAAGCGCAUCCAGGUCAACCAGGCCCCCAAGGGCCGCAGACGCACCUACCGUGCCCACGGUCGUAUCAACCCCUACAUGACCAACCCUUGCCACAUCGAGCUCAUCCUCACCGAGGCCGAGGAGGUCGUCAAGAAGGGCCCCGUCGUUGCCAAGGACCACCUCAGCUCCCGGCAGCGUGGCGCCAACGUCCGCCAGGCCCUUACCCAGGCAUAAGCGGAUGUAGGUGGUGUCGAGAGACGGAAAGGAGGGAACGGUAGUCGGAAAAUGAAUGGGAACCAGCCGGAGUUUUCAGUUUGAAUCUUUAUUUUUGUUUCUUCUUGGAAAAAUUCCCGUCCGGAUCCGCCAACUGCUCCAUGGUGGUCGGUGCGUCCCCGUGGAAUACAUGCUCCUAGCCUACUUCUACGGGAUGGAUGGCUG
Molecule: messenger RNA, 839 nt
Organism: Aspergillus campestris IBT 28561
Lineage: Eukaryota; Fungi; Ascomycota; Eurotiomycetes; Eurotiales; Aspergillaceae
Gene: rpl17
Product: 60S ribosomal protein uL22
Exons: 5
Coding region: 81-635 (184 amino acids)
Biological process (GO): cytoplasmic translation
Cellular component (GO): ribosome; cytosolic large ribosomal subunit
Molecular function (GO): structural constituent of ribosome
Source: RefSeq, a predicted model, not a curated record